Molecule: messenger RNA, 1173 nt
Organism: Staurois parvus
Lineage: Eukaryota; Metazoa; Chordata; Amphibia; Anura; Ranidae
Source: the annotation of a GenBank genome assembly
AUGGCUCUGGAUGAUAAAGGAACCAUGUAUUAUUUCAGAGGUGACUAUGUGUGGUUGGGAUUCCAGGGCCCCGCACGCCGGAUAAACGAGACCUGGCAGGGUCUGAUGGGACCUAUAGAUGCCGCAGUUCGCAACCACAACCAAGAACACCCGCUAAAGCACCAAAGGAUCUAUCUGUUUAAGGGCUCCAAGGUUUGGAGUUAUUUUGAAGGGAAUCUAGUGGCCGGCUUUCCGCGUCUCAUUAGUCAGGAGUUUCCAGGAAUUCCAGAUCAUCUGAAUGCUGCUGUGGAAUGUCACAAAGGGGAAUGCAGGCAGGACAGCAUCUUAUUCUUCAAAGAUGACAAGGUCUAUGUAUACAGCCCUCAGGAGGACCCGGCACUGAAGCAGAAGACCUGGACCAAUCUGGGACCUUGUACGGCGGCUGUCAGAUGGAUGGAGAAAUAUUACUGCUUCAAUGGCAUCAACUUCACCAGAUUUGACCCAGUGACCGGAGAGCGGCUAUCUCCCCGACCACUGGACACCCGAGACUAUUUUGUGCGGUGCCCUGGCAGAGGACAUGCAGAUGCUGCUCGGCAGAACACUACCCAUAUGUCCAUCCUUAAUCGCUGCAGCAAUCGUCCGUUUGAAGCUUUCAGCUCAGAUGACAAGUCCAGAACCUACGCCUUCCGAAGUGGCUGGUACUUCCGCCUGGACAGCAGAAAAGAUGGCUGGCAUGCAUGGCCUCUUAAUCACACAUGGAGGACCCUGGAAGGAGUGGUAGAUGCUGCUUUCUCAUACAGGAACCAUAUGUACUUUAUUCAGGGGUCACAAGUGAUCAUCUACUCAACUGAUCAGAUCUACAUCCCAGUUGCUGCAUAUCCAAAGCCCAUCCAGGAGGAGUGGGAAGUCCCAGGGGUCACAGCAGUGGAUGCCGCCUUCACUUGCCCCCAUUCCAGUGACCUGUACCUCAUUAGAGGUAACAGAAUGUUCCUGGUGGACCUGAACACUCGGAAGCAGUCUGGAGCAGCCAGAACCAUCAUUCACUCUGAGGUGGACAGUGCAAUGUGUAAUGUUCAUGGACUGUACAUCUUCCACGGUCCUUCCUAUUACCACUACAGGGAUGUGAAGGAGCUACUGGCUGCCACAGAGGCCCCCACCGCUGAAAACAUUGCCUCCUAUUUUUUGGACUGCUAG